Molecule: messenger RNA, 1710 nt
Organism: Cicer arietinum (chickpea)
Lineage: Eukaryota; Viridiplantae; Streptophyta; Magnoliopsida; Fabales; Fabaceae
Source: RefSeq, a predicted model, not a curated record
AAAGCUGAAGCAUGAAAGCCCAAAAAAAACAUAAAGAAAAAAGAAAGGGAAAAACGUAAUAAGACUAAAAUAAAAGGGUUAGAGAAGAAGUCUCAAGGUUGUCGUAGUACUGACACUGUUUCCUUCACACGCGGCGAAGCGAACUCUCAUUUCCUCGCCACCAACAACUCUCUCUCUCUCUCUCUCUCUCUUCAAAAAACACUCCACAACGUUUCUCACUCUAAAAAAAGCACAAUCACGAGUGCUACUUACACCCCCAUUGUAACUGAUUCAGUUCUCGGACUAAAAAAUAAAAAUAGUGCCGAAGAGGAUUUGAAGGCGUUGUUUGUGGGGAUUUUGUGUGGAUUUUCUGUCACUUUCUCGGGAAAAUUAUGUCCUCCUCUUCGUGUUCUGAAAAUUACAUCUCAAAUGCGGAUCGUUUUCUUCUCAGUGUUACUCCAGAUAUUCCUUCUCAGACUCUUCCACUUCAGCAGAGCUGUUUUCAUGAAGUAAAUAGCCAAUGGCUACCUCUUAGCAAGGACACUGUUGAAUGCUUUGCAUUGAAAGAUCUUUGGGACUGCUUUGAAAGAUGGAGUGCACUAGGUGCCGGUACACCGAUACUAUUGGAAAAUGGCGAAACUUUGACACAAUAUUAUGUUCCCUAUCUAUCUGCCAUCCAAAUCUACAGCAGUAAGUCUGUUGCAGCUUCUAGGAAUAGGAAAGAGGACAUUGAUGCAGUAGAAUUUGAAUUUGAUUCCUCGAGUGAAGAUAGUGGAAGCGAUAAUCUAUCUAGAUCAUUAAGUAACGAUUCUAGCAAGGCAUGGGAUGCUGUUUCGUUGGAUUCAAGCUCUGAUCAAUCGGGUUCAUGGCCAACAAGGGAUAUGCUUGGAUACCUUUAUUUGCAGUACAACGAGACUUCACCACCUUGCUCGAGGGUUCCUUUUGCUGAAAAGAUAACUGAGCUGGCUAAAAGCCAUCCAGCAUUGAUGACAUUGAAAAGUGUGGAUAUUUCCCCAGCAAGUUGGAUGUCUGUUGCUUGGUACCCUAUUUAUUCCAUACCAAAUAAUCAGAUAAGUGAAAAGGAGCUUUCAGCAUGCUUCCUCACUUACCAUACACUAUCAUCUUCUUUCCAAGAUUGUAAAACCAAAUAUGAUGAUGUUGACAUAACAAAAGACAUAAGUUGUAUUGAGGAGUGGGAAGGUAUAGUGGGAAAGAAAUGCAAGGAAAACAAGAAUGCUUUUAUAUCUAUUUCUCCUUUUGGGCUGGCUAGUUACAAAAUGCAGAAACCUUUUUGGUCCUCUUCAGAAUCUAAUAAUGCAAGGAUAUCUGACUUGUAUUGCGCCGCAGACUCGUGGUUGAAGCAACUCAACGUCGACCACCACGACUUCAACUUUUUCACUCUCCGAUCUCCCUUGUAAAUUGGUUUCUGUUGUUAUUUACUAACUUGUUGCGGCCGGCUCGUUUAGUUCGGGACUUCGCUUAUAGGUUCAGUUUUUGAAACACCGAGGUUAUAUGUCAAAGGAUGUAUAGUCCCCUAGCAGAGUGAAGUUUUGUUUAUUUAGAGGUGUGGUGCGAAUGGAGAACCACCCCCUCCAAAAAAAAAAGAUAGAUGGUAGCAGUUUGGAGGUGUUUAAACUACAUGUACAGUUUAUUUCUUUAAAUUAUUGUUUUUGAAUUUUGUAUAUUCUUCUUUUUGCUUCUAAUCGCAAUUCAGGAUAUAAUGUUAAUCAA